AUGGAUAGUGCAUUUGCCCAGUCGACCUCUGAGGUCUUGGGGCAUUUCUCGGUAUUAGAAUUACAAGGUCUCACAGAUGCUCAAAUUGUAGCAUCAAGGGAGAAACAUGGUCGCAAUGCUAUCGCAGAAGAGCCUCCAACUCCCAUUUGGGAGCUUAUACUCGAACAAUUCAAAGAUCAACUCGUCAUUAUCUUACUCGGUUCCGCGGCCAUAUCUUUCAUUUUAGCAAUUUUCGAAGAUGGCGGAGGAUGGACUGCUUUUGUGGAUCCCGCUGUCAUUCUCACCAUCUUAAUUCUCAAUGCCGUCGUCGGUGUAUCGCAAGAAAGUAGCGCAGAGAAAGCGAUUGCAGCCCUUCAAGAAUACUCGGCGAACGAAGCCAAGGUUGUUCGAAAUGGCCAUGUCAAUCGAGUUCGUGCGGAAGAGUUGGUUCCAGGAGAUAUUAUUACAAUCGCAGUUGGAGAUAGAAUCCCCGCAGACUGCAGGGUUAUCGCAAUUCAAAGCAACAGUUUCUCGGUCGACCAAGCCAUUCUUACAGGAGAGAGCGAAAGCGUUGGAAAAAGCACCACAGCUGUCGAUGACUUGAAGGCCGUGAAGCAAGAUCAAGUAAAUAUGCUUUUCUCUGGAACUACCGUCGUCACCGGACAUGCAACUGCAAUUGUCGUUCUUACCGGAUCUUCUACAGCCAUUGGCGACAUUCACGAAAGCAUUGCGGCCCAAAUCUCGGAGCCAACCCCCCUCAAGCAAAAGCUCAACGAUUUUGGAGACACUUUAGCAAAGGUCAUCUCAGUCAUCUGUAUCGCGGUCUGGCUUAUCAAUAUUCCUCAUUUCAGUGAUCCUUCUCACGGAAGUUUUGCGAAGGGUGCGAUUUACUACCUGAAGAUUGCUGUAUCCCUCGGAGUCGCAGCUAUUCCGGAAGGUCUUGCUGUUGUUAUCACAACUUGUCUGGCUCUCGGUACCCGUAAAAUGGCUGCUAAGAAUGCCGUUGUUAGAAGUCUGCCUUCAGUAGAAACUCUAGGUAGCUGCAGCGUGAUUUGCUCGGACAAAACUGGUACCUUGACUACAAAUCAAAUGAGUGUCAACAAGGUUGUCUAUAUCAAUGAAGCAGGCUCUGAUCUCGAGGAGUUGGAAGUCGAGGGAACUACAUUUUCUCCCAAUGGAAAAGUCCUUUCAAAUGGCACUGUGGUGACAGAUGUGGCCACAAAGUCAAACACCAUCUUCCAAAUGGCCGAGGUAGCAGCUCUUUGUAACGAAUCCGCACUUGCAUUUGAUGCUAAGUCUGGCACCUAUUCAAAUGUUGGAGAACCUACUGAAGGCGCUCUACGUGUUUUGGUAGAGAAAAUUGGAACUCUAGAUCCGGCCCACAACCAGGCAAAAGCCAAGAUCGCUGCUGGCGAUUGUCUUCAUCACGCAAGCUCUUGGUAUGAAAAAAGAACUCCUCAUCUUGCCACUUAUGAGUUCUCUCGUGACAGAAAGAGCAUGUCUGUUCUUGUCGGCAAAGGCAAACAACAAAAAUUACUUGUCAAAGGAGCCCCGGAAAAUAUUAUAAAUCGUUGCACUCAUACUUUGGUCGGAUCCAACGGCAAGAGAGUUCCACUUACAGAGACUCUUGAGAAGCUUUUGUUGAAAGAGGUCGUCGAAUAUGGUAACAGAGGUCUCCGUGUCAUUGCGCUUGCCAGUGUGGAAGAUGUCGGAUCCAAUCCAUUAUUGAAGUCUGCAACCACUACUACCGAAUAUACUCAACUUGAGCAGAAAUUGACACUCCUUGGUCUCGUCGGUAUGCUUGAUCCUCCUCGCCCAGAGGUAGCAGGGUCCAUCCGAAAAUGUAAGGAAGCUGGAAUUCGAGUCAUUGUCAUUACUGGUGAUAACCGCAACACUGCCGAAGCAAUUUGCAAACAAAUUGGCAUUUUCGGAGAAUAUGAAGAUCUUAAAGGCAAGAGUUACACUGGACGAGAAUUCGAUAAUCUCAGCGAAAGCGAACAAUUGGUCGCUGCUAAGACAGCUUCAUUGUUCUCUCGGGUUGAACCAAGCCACAAGUCUAAGCUCGUAGAUCUUCUACAAUCCGCUGGCGAAGUGGUAGCUAUGACUGGCGAUGGUGUCAAUGAUGCCCCGGCUCUCAAGAAAGCUGAUAUUGGUGUUGCUAUGGGUUCUGGUACUGAUGUGUCUAAGCUGGCUUCCGAUAUGGUUCUUGCCGAUAACAACUUUGCUACGAUUGAAGUUGCUAUUGAAGAAGGUCGAUCCAUCUACAACAACACUCAACAAUUCAUCCGUUAUCUUAUCUCGUCCAAUAUUGGCGAGGUUGUUUCUAUCUUCUUAACAGCUGCAGUCGGUAUGCCGGAGGCUCUGAUUCCAGUUCAACUCUUGUGGGUCAAUCUUGUCACCGACGGACUUCCAGCCACAGCUCUAUCAUUCAACCCACCGGAUCACGAUAUCAUGAAAAGACAACCAAGGAAGCGUGAUGAACCCUUGAUCGGUGGCUGGCUUUUCUUCCGUUACAUGGUAAUUGGUAUCUAUGUUGGUCUUGCCACAGUAGCUGGUUAUGCAUGGUGGUUCAUGUAUAACUUAGAAGGACCUCAAAUCACCUUCUGGCAACUAUCUCACUUCCAUCGCUGUUCCUCCCAAUUCCCGGAAAUUGGCUGCCAAAUGUUCUCCAACGAUAUGGCCAAAUCGGCAUCCACCGUCUCCCUCUCAAUUCUCGUCGUCAUCGAAAUGUUCAAUGCCGUCAACGCCCUCUCCUCUAGCGAAUCCCUUCUAACUCUUCCGCUCUGGAAAAAUAUGAUGCUGGUCUACGCUAUUACCUUGUCCAUGGCUCUUCACUUUGCACUUCUCUAUACCCCUAUCUUGCAAACUCUCUUCUCGAUUCUUCCAAUGAAUUGGAAUGAGUGGCAGGCAGUCCUUAUCAUUAGUGCACCUGUUAUUAUCAUUGAUGAAGGUCUCAAAUUCUUAGAGAGACAAUUCUUCAUGCAAACGUCGGCUAUCGAGGAUCAAAGACCAAAGAAGGAAUAG
Molecule: messenger RNA, 3003 nt
Organism: Sclerotinia borealis F-4128
Lineage: Eukaryota; Fungi; Ascomycota; Leotiomycetes; Helotiales; Sclerotiniaceae
Source: the annotation of a GenBank genome assembly